Messenger RNA from Osmerus eperlanus (European smelt), 663 nucleotides. RefSeq lists its product as uncharacterized. The transcript is spliced from 6 exons. The coding region runs from base 229 to 663 and encodes 144 amino acids. Lineage: Eukaryota; Metazoa; Chordata; Actinopteri; Osmeriformes; Osmeridae. The record is from RefSeq and is a predicted model, not a curated record.
GUCUAAAUAAUGAGAUUUAGAUGAUAGGUUCUGGGUUGUCUUGACAGCUGUUGUUCUUGUCGUUUGGCACCUCCAGGCUUGGCCUCUUGGCUUCUCCUGGUCGCGCUCUCCGGUUGUCUCUGGCACGUGAGCUUCUCCACACCGGUAGGGGUGCGUAAUCGACCAGUAACGGAGACCUGCGUCAUUAAAGCGCGGGCACUUCUUAAGAACAUAAGACUGGCGCUCGCCAUGGAAAAAAUGUUCAUAGGAAUCAACUGCUCUGAGCAGAAGUCGACCCUGGACUCAGGGACACGGACGGCAUCGGUGUGUGUACCGGAGAGCUGCUCCGGCGGCGCCAGGGCGGAGUUUGACGAGCUGUUAUGCCAGGAGAGCAUCGCGGAGGAUCUGCGCUUCUACCACACUGUCCUCUCGGCCCAGCCGCUGGGCCUGCUCGCAACCACCGUCCUGCACGCGCCCAGGGAGCUGCUGACGGCCUGCUUCCCCAGCUCUCUGCAGGAGAGCCCUCUGACAUCACAGGCCCCCCCAGGUGGUGAGAGCAGCUUCGACCAGCGUCUGAGCUUGUGCAAGGUGCUGAAGGGUCUCCAGGCUCGCAGCCUCACCAUCAACAGAGCCCUCAGCCACCUCCACGCUGAAGACCACAGGAAGGGACCAAGCAGGAAGUGA